Eimeria tenella is the source of this 432-nucleotide messenger RNA. RefSeq lists its product as uncharacterized. Lineage: Eukaryota; Apicomplexa; Conoidasida; Eucoccidiorida; Eimeriidae. The record is from RefSeq and is a predicted model, not a curated record. The transcript has 5 exons. The coding region runs from base 1 to 432 and encodes 143 amino acids.
AUGACAGCAGAGGACCUGAAGCCGGCGAAGCAGGAGCAGCGGAUUCACCCGGAGGUAACAGAAAGGCUGCGGAAGAGGGGCCCCCUGGAGGGGCCCCCCACCCCCGAAGAGGAGCAGCAACUUGCUUCUGUAGAUGGCACUGUCGAAAUGAAAAGGUCCGCCAGAGACCCCAGGCUAGCCUUGCUGCACCUGCCUAGAAAAGCUCAUGUAGCAGCAACUGCUGCUGCUGCAGGCAGCUUCCGCCCGGACCCGCUGCUGCAGCGGAGCCAAGUGACCCCGCAGUUCGUGCGGGGCAUUAACAGCCAACACGCGCGCUGGGACGACUCGGUGUACCACCGCACGCCCAAGACCCGCACCUCUGAGGAGCGAAGGCCCCAAGGUGAGAACAAGCAGCAGCAGCAGCAGCAGCAGCAGCGGCAGCGGCAGCGGUAG